AGUAAAUUCGAAACCUCAAGUAACCAAACAAAACAGUGACCUUUUUGGAAAACUACUGAAGGUGAAGUUAUAGUUUUUUAAAAAUUUUAAAUAAGAAGAGGACCUGUGCCAGUUCCACUCCAGUAGUUAUUCCACAGAGGUAGCCUAGUAACUGAACUGUCAUCAUCAUCAUAGUUAUGGCAUGCAGCGAAUCUAUGGUCACAAUGAAUGGAACGCAAGUUUCCUAUAUUGGAAACGACUGUGAGGACAUCCCAGAGUUCCUUGGAAAAAAAUAUGGACACUUGGCAAGACGGCUAGAUCUCAGCUUCAAUCAGCUAAGGUCACUGGCGGGCCUCAAAGCGUUCACUGGGCUGGAAGAACUGGUCGUCGACAACAAUCUGCUCGGAAACGACCUCCAGUUGCCCAGGUUACCCACCCUCCACACCCUGACACUCAAUAAGAACCAACUGACUGACAUCGAGGCGCUGCUGGAACACUUGGCGGAGGCAACUCCGUCGCUGCAGUACCUCAGCCUGCUGGGAAACGAGGCCUGUCCCAACCAGCUGGUCAGCCUGGACAAGGAUGAGGACGACUACCAGAGAUACAGGUACUUUGUUCUGCACAAGCUACCCACCCUAAAGUUCCUAGACACUAGGAAGGUUUGUAAGACAGAACAGCAUGAGGCUGAAGCACGGGGAGCCUUCAUGAAGGUGGUCAAACCCAAGUCAUCAGACAUGGUGGCCCCAGGUGACCCUAAGUCUGAGUGUCCCUCCAUGCUCUACACUCCUCUACCCAGAGGCUCUAGAGACGGCAAGAACCACAAAGGUGUGCUCGCCAAGUGCCGUUACGUCUACUAUGGAAAGCAUUCAGAAGGCAACCGAUUCAUCCGCAAUGACCAACUCUGAUGGACCGACGGAGACACACACACACACACACACACACACACACACACACACACACACACACACACACACACACAC
Molecule: messenger RNA, 959 nt
Organism: Coregonus clupeaformis (lake whitefish)
Lineage: Eukaryota; Metazoa; Chordata; Actinopteri; Salmoniformes; Salmonidae
Product: leucine-rich melanocyte differentiation-associated protein-like
Exons: 7
Coding region: 177-884 (235 amino acids)
Biological process (GO): melanocyte differentiation
Molecular function (GO): protein binding
Source: RefSeq, a predicted model, not a curated record